AUGGCUGCCAAGGCUGCUAGUCUUUCUGACUGUUUUGUGGAGGUGGUGGGACCUGCUGAAAUAAAAGUGCUAAGAAUUAUGGCCCAGACGGGUUUCCCAUCCCACCCUUCCCACGGUGAUGGAGAGAUCCAAGAGCAGCUACCACUGGAUCAGUGUCCUUGCAAUGAAAGCAUCCUUGGAGAAAAGCUGAUUGUGGCUAUUGGUGUAGGUGAACUUCAGGUGGGCAUCUCCAAGAAUGGGCAAAUGUGGGAACAUGCCCUCUUCGCCUACACCUUAGGGAUGAAGCAACUAAUAAUUGGAGUAAACAAGAUGGAUUCCACAGAGUCUCCUUACAGCAAUGCCCACUAUCAGGAAAUCAUCAAGGAAGUGAGCACCCACAUCAAGAAGAUUGGCCACAAUCUGGCCACUGUUGCCUUCGUACCCAUCUCUGGCUCCUGGGACAACAUGUUGGAGUCCAGCAGCAAUAUGGCUUGGUUCAAGAGCUGGAGCAUCACCAGGAAAGAGGGCACUGCUUCUGGGACCACCUUGCUGGAAGCUCUGGACUCUAUCAUCCCUCCUUCCCACCCUGUUAGCAAAUCCCUCCGUCCGCCUCUGCAGGGUGUUUAUAAGAUUGGGGAUAUGUACACAACUAGGAAGAAGGAAAGUGUGUUGUCUGUUAGGCUACGCAGGAACGGAAAACGAGGGAGGUUUCCAUAUGGCCUUCAUUUGCCCAGUGCUGGCAUUCAGUACAUACAGGUCAUUUUGCCAUUUGUGACAUGA
Molecule: messenger RNA, 759 nt
Organism: Notechis scutatus (mainland tiger snake)
Lineage: Eukaryota; Metazoa; Chordata; Lepidosauria; Squamata; Elapidae
Source: RefSeq, a predicted model, not a curated record